Molecule: messenger RNA, 1729 nt
Organism: Aspergillus fijiensis CBS 313.89
Lineage: Eukaryota; Fungi; Ascomycota; Eurotiomycetes; Eurotiales; Aspergillaceae
Exons: 1
Coding region: 293-1603 (436 amino acids)
Source: RefSeq, a predicted model, not a curated record
CUAGAGAUAACCUGUUACUAUAGGGACAGUGUUUCGAACCGCCUCGAAGUGAGAUGAGGCCGAUCUCGCAUUUGAGAACAAGUGAAUAACACCAGGCACACAAAUCUCACUUCGCGUGCCAACAACCGUUUUCUUUAUUGCGAGUCGGUGUUAGUCUUUCCUCUGUUACCCUUCUCUGAUCACCGGUUUUUACCCUCGUUCUCAUCUACCUCCCUCGUUCCAUCAACCCUAAGCAUCAUAUUGAACCUGUCACGUCGCGUCGCACCGGCUCAAGCUUGAUAUCACGAUCAAGAUGCCUCCGAUAACAGUCAGCCAGGAAGAGCAGCCCCAUGAUGAAUUCCUCCAAGAACGCUUUGGGAAGUUGUUCGACAUCAGCAACGAGGCGCUGGUCGAGCUUGCCCUCAGCGUCCGCAGCAAAUACAUCACCAACACUCAAGCCACCGCGAAAGUCCUCGAGCACUGGAUCGGCACCUACAACCUCAUCCACGUCAUCGGAUUCAGCGACGGACUGAAGUACGUGAUCCGCGUGCCUGCAAGCGCCCGCCACGGGCAGAUGUCGGAGGCUGCGCAGCGAGCCCUGGUCAGCCAGGCGCGGAUGAUGCGAUUCAUCAAGAAACGAACCAUGAUCCCGAUGCCAGACGUGUUCGACUUCGACGCGGGAUUCGCCAACCCGCUCAAGACGCCCUACAUCGUGCUCAGCUACAUCCCCGGCCGCAUGGUGGCGGAGGCCUGGUUCGACCGGUCCGGCCCCGUGCAACUCGAGGAGAAACGGCUGCGGAUCCUGGACAGUGUGGCCGAGGCGAUGGCGCAGCUGCGCGGGUUCCAGUUCGAGCAGAUCGGGUCACUCGACGUGGCGGAAGAGCGGCUGGGCCAGCUCAACGCGAUGGCGCCCUGCUACGGGUGGGAGGAGAACUACCAGGACGACGGCGGCCACGUCUUCCACGUCCAGCAGUGCGGGCCCUUCUCCUCCUCGACCGCGUACCUGCGCCACCGGCUGCAGCGCGUCACCCAGUGGACGGAGACCCCCAGCGACCGCGGCUGCCGCGUGCUGCUCGACCUGAUGAUCGACUGCCUGCCGCGCUCGACCCGCCGCCGCAGCGACUCCCACGAGUCCUUCGUGCUCAGCGUCCCCGACCUCAGCGCCAAGAACGUCCUCGUCGACGAGCAGGGCGCCGUGACCGGCUUCGUCGACUGGGACGGCGCCCACACCAUGCCGCGCUACCUGGGCUACUCCAGCUUCCCCGGCUGGAUCACCACCGACCUCAACCCGCUGCACUUCAUCUGGGCCGAGGACUUCGAGGAAUCCCCCGAGCUGCUGAAGCAGUACCGGCUGUUGUACAACCGCAAGAUGCAGGGCCUGCUGCGGGGCUCCGGCGACGCCAAGUUCGUCCACAAGUCCCAUAUCUACGAGGCAAUGCACCUGGCCGUCUGCACCCUACGCCCUCGCCUGGAGAUCGUCACCACCCUCGUCGCCAAGGCGUUCCCCACCAAUACGGAGGUGGCCAUGAAUCUCAUCAUGCUGGCGGGCGAGGGAAGACUGUCGACGCAUGAUAAGGAUCAGUUGACCAGAGGCUUUCAGCUGUUGUUCGCGGUCUCUUACUGACUUGCUGAUAUGGUAUGCAGGGAAUGGAAAUAUGUUCUAUGAAGGUGGCAGCAUGUAUCCAGCAGGACUUCUGGGUUGGAAGUAUCUGACUUCAUGUGAAAUAGCAUGGCUCUCAUUAAAUCAAUG